Molecule: messenger RNA, 1580 nt
Organism: Aphanomyces invadans
Lineage: Eukaryota; Oomycota; Saprolegniomycetes; Saprolegniales; Verrucalvaceae
Exons: 1
Coding region: 22-1506 (494 amino acids)
Biological process (GO): triglyceride biosynthetic process
Cellular component (GO): plasma membrane
Molecular function (GO): diacylglycerol O-acyltransferase activity; long-chain-alcohol O-fatty-acyltransferase activity
Source: RefSeq, a predicted model, not a curated record
CUCGAAACCACAGCGAUCGCCAUGGACAUUGCGUUGCUUCCCGCGCUCGAGUCGUGGCAAGAUGCGUCCUUUGCCACGUUACCGUGGACCGUGCCCGUCGCGUUUUGCGUUGCCGUCAGCGUCUUCAUCUCGUACGUGCUUCCGUGUGUGUUUUCGAGCCCGCCACGCCGCUUGAAGCGACGCAUGACGACGACCGGUCUCACCACCCUCCUCACGGAGACCGCCACGAACCGAAGCAUCCUGUUCUCGAUCACGGUGCUGGACAAGAUCGUGGCCAAGGAAACCCUCGUGGACCACCUGCGUCCGCGCAUGGAACCGGCCUUCUUUGUCCGUUUCCGGUCGCGCGUGGUCGGGAGAGACUUUUGUCUCGUCGAAGAUUUCGACGUCGCCGAUCACGUGGACGUACACGAGCUAGACGGAUCCCAGGACGUUCAUCAGUACGCCGAAUCGUUGAACAAUGCGCCGCUCGACAUGGCCAAGCCGCUGUGGAUGCUCCAUGUUGUCCAUAGCGACGAGCAGACGAUUCUGCUAUGGCGUUUGCAUCAUUGCCUGGGCGAUGGCCAGUCCAUGUCGAUUUGCUUUAUGAAGUUGUGCGACAACGGCCAACAAGUGCUCGACGCCGUGGCUGCACCCCUCCGCCCCCGCGCGCCGCCUAUUUCCAUUGCGACGCAGGCGGCGCACGUGCUUCAAACGUUUGGUCGUCUUCUGUGGUCCAUUGCGUUGUACGUCCGCAAACUCGUCAGGAUGAUGUGCGUCGGCGAAAGCACACAAUACUUCAAGCAACCCGGCCACACGACCAAGCGCCUCGCGUACUCGUUGGCGCUGACUGUGACAGACACAAAGGCCGUAGGAAAAGGCAUGGGCGCAUCCAUCAACGACGUCAUGCUGUCUUGCGUGGCAGGCGCGCUCAAACAAAUGCUACCGGAAGCGGAGCGCCGCCCGCACAUGUUUCUCCGCACAGCCAUCCCAAUCAACAUGCGCUCGGUCACGGAUCCGUUCCAUACGACAAGCAAUGCGUUCAGCUCACUGCUCAUCGAUCUCCCCGUCGGCGAAAUGGACGGCGUCGAGCGCACGAAAAUAGUCGUUCGGGCCAUGGCCGAAGCCAAGUUGUCCAUGGAGAAGGAGUUCACGCUCUUGCUGACCAAGGUGAUGGCGGUCCUGCCAGAAGCGAUCAUGCUCGCCCUCAGCCGCACGUUUACAUCACGCGUGAGUGUAGCCGUCACCAACGUCCGCGGGCCGUCCGUCGACUUGUACCUGGGUGGAGCCAAGAUCGUCCAGUCCUUGGGGUUCAUCCCGCCCCCGCCGUCCGUGAAUGUCGGGAUCGCUAUCACGAGCAUUGGCAACACCCUCGGGGUCACUGUCGCCACGGACAAGUCGAUCGAUGCGGCCAAGUUGAUGGCUUCGAUCGAGACCGAGUUUCAAAUGCUCCAGGCCACCGUCAUGAAGGCUGCCCCCGACAGCGCCAGUCGAGUCCACGACGACGGCGGCGGCAUCCCCACUCGAUGACAUGUCUCGCUCCACGAUAUCGUGUCUUCAAUGAAAAAUCCAUCACAUAUUAAUGUGCGAAGCUCCCACCUCGC